AUGUCGACCCUUAGUACCCAACCUUCUGAACUCAUAACUAGAUUCCUCACACACCCACCGUCCUCAUCGACCACAACGCCGCCCCUACCAAGCCAACCGAUCGACGAAACGCAACAAGGCCCCGUUCUAGCUGAAGGCCAGACAGAUGGCCAGAAACUGCGCACAGACGAGAAUGUAUUCAACUACUAUUUUCUUUUCUUCGCGCUCUUCGGCGCACUGGUAGCGGGGUCUCUAUGGUGGGCACAUCGCCGAAGGAAGAAGCAAAAGGAGCAGACGCGCUUGAGUGGACAACAUGCACUGGCACAGGACUUGGAGGGCUUGAUAAACACACGCCGCUUUAUGCAUGGGGAAAACAGUCACAGUCAAACCGGGGCGUUGAUUCAACGCGAAGAGGGACUCGACGAACAUGGCGAAGCUCCGCCUCCGUACAAACCGAAGAGCGAGGACACUGUGGCUGCUGGUACCACACAGAGUAUGGAUGACUGCGUCACAAUUCCUCUUAGAACACUUUUGCGGGAUGGUGUAGAGCGAGCUCAGCCUCCGCUAUACGAAGAAACUACUGGCAUUGGUAGCGCCUUGCCUGCCACACCCUCGCGCCGUUAG
Dothidotthia symphoricarpi CBS 119687 is the source of this 603-nucleotide messenger RNA. RefSeq lists its product as uncharacterized. NCBI's taxonomy places the organism in Eukaryota, Fungi, Ascomycota, Dothideomycetes, Pleosporales, Dothidotthiaceae. Bases 1 to 603 code for a protein of 200 amino acids. The record is from RefSeq and is a predicted model, not a curated record. The transcript has a single exon.